UCUAAUUUUGUUGACCUAUAAGAAAAUGCCGGCCAGACGAAGCGAGCGGAUUCGGGCUCGUCGGGAAGCAAGUGAUGCACCAGCAGCUAGAAAUGAAACCAAUUCGCGCCUUGCAAUUAGACUGCCACGGAUGCGCCCUCCAAAUGCCCCAGCUAGAGUAUCUCGGGUGCUGAGAGCUCUUUCGGUUCCUUCUGGUGCUCCUGCUGGUGCGCCUCCGCGGAAUCGUGCCAGGGCUCCUCCACGUGCCACUCGUCGUGCUCCGCAACGUGCUUCUCCUCGUGCUCCUCCUCCUCCUCCCCCUCCUGCCGAUUUACCCACAAAUUUAGAGGUCGAGAUGGUCGUAUUAAACAGUGUGCCAAUGUCCUUGCCCGCGACCGUAGUGCCCACUCGAGGAGACCCCAUAGCCACCGCCAGACUGCAGAAGGAGUUCAUGGGGUUCGCCAAGGAGGCCACAGAGGGAUGCAAGGUGGAGCUUGUGGACGAUAACAUCUUCCACUGGAUAGCCACUAUUCCAGGUCCGCCGGAUACGCCGUACGAGGGAGGAUUUUUCAAACUGGACCUGGUCUUCCCCACCAACUAUCCAUUCCAGCCACCCCAUGUGGAGUUCCUGACCAGGAUCUUCCACUGCAACAUCACGAAGCUCGGCUACAUUUGCCUGGACAUUCUCAGGGAGAACUGGUCGCCGGCACUGUCGGUGUCCAAGGUCCUCCUCUCCAUAAUGUCCCUGCUGGCCGAUCCGAACCCAAGCGAUCCCCUGGAGCCCGAUAUCGCCGACCUCUACAACUGGGAUCUCACACAACACAAUGAGAAUGCUCGCAAGUGGACCAAUCAAUAUGCCAAGCCGUAAGGGAGCGAAUUCGAAUUCAAAAUGGUUUUUUCAAAGAUGUUUAUUGAAUGUUUUUGUGCCAGCACUUUUUGGUGUAUUUAAAACGGUUUAUACGACGACACUAAAAUACAUACGAUAGCGAUAUACAUAUAGAGUACAUGGAAUUACGGCUACUUAACCCACCUAUGUUCCAAAUUCUGAUUAAACAUAUAUUGUAGAUCUAGUAUCCUAUAUGCAAAGGAAUAAAUUUAUACAUGUUAA
Molecule: messenger RNA, 1087 nt
Organism: Drosophila rhopaloa
Lineage: Eukaryota; Metazoa; Arthropoda; Insecta; Diptera; Drosophilidae
Product: ubiquitin-conjugating enzyme E2-17 kDa
Exons: 1
Coding region: 26-847 (273 amino acids)
Source: RefSeq, a predicted model, not a curated record